GGAGCGGUUCUCAGAUCGGAUCCCGGAUAAUAAUCCCAGCCCUAGUCUACUGAUUACCAGGGAGCUAACCCAAUUUCGAUUAUUGACGUUGCUUGAUUGAUUUUUUUUCUUCUGGAUAAUGCGUGUAGAAGAGGUUGAGAAUCAAUAUGGCUGGGAGAGCUUCUAUACCUUCUCGCAACUCUGCCCUCAUCGCUAUGAUCGCCAAUGAGACACCGUAGUUGGAUUUUUAAUGGCUGGAGUUGGUAAUGUCGACAUCAGGAGGAAGACUACUUACCUCAUCGUUGAUUCCAAGACAACCGUGCGACAAAUUGAGGAUGCUUUCAAGGAAUUCUCAUCUAGAGAUGAUAUUGCUAUUAUCCUCAUCAGCCAAUAUGUUGCCAAUAUGAUCAGGUUCUUGGUGAACAGCUACAACAAGCCAGUUCCUGCAAUCCUGGAGAUCCCUUCCAAGGACCAUCCCUAUGAUCCUGCUCAUGAUUCUGUCCUCUCCCGUGUCAAGUACCUCUUCUCUGCCGAGUCUGUCUCACAGCGUUAAAACAUAUGCAGUCUUCAAGCUCCCCUGGGCCUCUUAUCAUUUCACUUGUUUGUUUUUUGGCAUUUACAUUCUUUUAUUUUCUCCUUCGGCACCCAUUAAUUUUUCAAUAAUGUAUAACUCCUGAUUUCUUUUUUUUACUUGGAGAUGGAUGUUCAUCUUAUUAUGACGCAGUGGUAACACCAUCUGGUUCUUUUUUU
Messenger RNA from Eruca vesicaria subsp. sativa (arugula), 729 nucleotides. The record is from the annotation of a GenBank genome assembly. Lineage: Eukaryota; Viridiplantae; Streptophyta; Magnoliopsida; Brassicales; Brassicaceae.